UUGAAAGUGUUCUAGCCGGCGAGUGUUCCUCUCUGAUCAAACAAAGCACAAAUCCGUAUUGACGAGUCAUAUCUGACAUUGGUUGCUAGGUGUUUUGUAUAGAAAUCAUUGAGUUUAUGUGUCAUGUUUGUGCAAAGGUAGAGGAUGUGAUAGCCUCUUUCAAAGAAGUCAUCGACAAGAAAAAUGAAUUUCUAUACAAAGAGAAGGUGUAGCUUUGUGGUGAUCUUUUUGUAUACCUUCUUCAAUGGGGUUGAAUAUGCUGUGGUGUUCCCAACCCUUUGGGAAUACCUCCAAUCAUUAGGGGUUCCUAGUUCAGAUGUUUAUCUCUUGGGUGCUUGUAUAUCAGCUGUCACAGUCACUGAUAUGUUUGCUAGCUUAGUGGUGGGUCGGCUCCUGGAUUGUUUCACCCGAGUCUCUUGGUUUAUUCUCACUUUAAACUUGUUCCAAAUUGUAUCUGGUCUCAUUUAUGGCUUUGCAAGCUCCUCUGCAUGGAUUUUGGUCAGCCGAUUAAUUGCUGGCGUGGGUAAUGUGGCCAGUGUAGCUUUAAUGACGGAUGUGACUCGGGCUACAUCCAGAGAGGAGCGAACUUCAGUUCUAGUCUCAUUUAGUAUUGCUCAACAAGUUGGAUUAUUGUUUGGUCCGGCUUGCAAUUUGUUCAUUCGGAAAGUUUCCUUUACACUUUUCGGAUUUGAGGUUAAUAAACUCAAUGGCCCUGGAUUCUUUCUAGCCACCAUGUACUUUGUAUUUGAGUUCGUUGUGUUGUUUAUGUACUAUGACCUUGCCAAAGAAUAUGCCAAAGAACAAAAGCGAAUCACCGAAGAGUCAAUUGAUGAAAGUUUGGAGGUCAAUCUUGCGCCAAGGGACGAGGUAACCACCCAGAUCUUGGACCCAAACAUAAGUUGGGCUGAGUACAAGAACGAGUUGUUCAGAGCCGAAAUUGUGGCCCUGGUUUUCCUCCGAUUCAUUGGGUUAUUUGGACAAACAUGUUUGGAGGCUGUGCUUACUCCCAUGAUGAUGACGUUUUUUAACUAUUCCGAUUUUGAGAAUAGUAUUCUAUAUCUAUUGGGUGGUUUGGAACUGCUGGUUGUAUCCAUUCUCAUGGCUAUUAUCUCUAAGAAGGUGUCCGAUCGAUCCUUCAUAACUUUCGGAAUCUUCAUCAGCAUUGUUACCUACGUGUGGAUGCUCAUCUUUAUUCCACGAUUUCAACCCGGGGACCGAUCCAACUUGGGCUUGUUCGGUGUUGGUUUCAUCCUGGAUUUGAUCGGAAUCCCAAUCUUGUUAGAUAUCGCCCUGUCACUUCUCACCAAACUAGUCAGAGAUGAGGUGCAAGGAUUGGCCACGGGAAUUCGUCGAUUCUGUAGCAAUAUUGCUCUUCUGUUGGGACCUUUAUGGGGAAGUGGAGCCUUACCCUACCUGAACACCUUGUUCAUCUUGCCCUUGGCAUUACUUGUUGUCGCUGCGAUCAUGUUUGCCCACUCUUAUCGGAGCUUGUAUGUGAGGCCAAGUGUUACUUCUACCACAAGAUUAGCAACGGGCGAUAACGAUUCCAGUGAAGGAGAGGAAAUCCUCUCAGAGCGAACACCAUUAAUUCAGGCCUAGUCUAACAUUUUACUCAAUCAGAUCUCAAAAGAUGAAAUAUAUAAUAACUUACAUUUACAUUGAUUUAA
Molecule: messenger RNA, 1667 nt
Organism: Tigriopus californicus
Lineage: Eukaryota; Metazoa; Arthropoda; Copepoda; Harpacticoida; Harpacticidae
Product: multi-drug resistance efflux pump PmrA homolog
Exons: 10
Coding region: 184-1599 (471 amino acids)
Biological process (GO): transmembrane transport
Molecular function (GO): transmembrane transporter activity
Source: RefSeq, a predicted model, not a curated record